GUUUGUAAACGCCACGGUUCACGACAUUCAGGUUUGGGACAGUAGUCAGCCGCAUUAUUAUCUGGAACAAUGGAAAGACAAUCUGUUGAGACCGUCGUCUCCGCUGGGGGUUGCGGCUACCACUACCGCACAACUAGACCCCUUUCUCGCCACCAAGGGUAGGCAGUUCGCCUUGGUUACGGCUAUAGCCCAAUUGGCCGCAUCCUCUCAUCUGCCCAUAAUGACAUGCCGGAACUCUACCUGCUGUUGAUGAAGAUGUCGCUGGCCGACGAGACGCCCUCAGCAUUGGCGGCGAGACACGCCAUCGCCGGGCUGUCAUAUCAGCACCUCGGCCAGCACAAGACAGCAGCGAUGCAUCAAACCAAGUCCUUGCGCGCAUUGCAGACCGUCAUCGGCAGGCUCGCCGCCGGGGAUCUGGAGGCUACGCAGGCGUUGCGGGCCAUGGCCGCCAGCAUGCUGCUCAACAUCUUCGAGACCCUGAAUUUUGACCGUUCGCCCCUGCAUUGGACCAUCUUUUUCUGCGGCUGCAAGAAGAUUCUGAAUCUCUUCCACGUCCCACACACGACGUACGAAGGGGACCCGGCCCUGAUCCUCGACUGGAUCUUCUACCACGACACGCUGUACAAGUUCAGCGAACGGCAUUGGUAUCCCAGACACCCCCGGCUUGUUCAGCUGGCCAAGCAGGAGAAAAUCAUUUCCAAAGCCAAGCUCUCGCCGAUGCGGCAUAUUAUUCUUCCCAUAACAGGCUGCUCCCUCCAUCUGCUCGUCCUCCUCAGCCAGAUCGUCGACGCCGUUCACGACCGCACCGACCCACGCCACCUCAGCCCAUCCCAUCUCGCGACCAUCCACUCCCUCGAGCAGCAGCUCUCCGCCCUCACCCAACUCCCUUCCAACCGCAUCUCCGCCGCCCUGAACGCGGACGACAACAAGCACGCACACGAGCCCGCCGCGGGACUCCCGCCCGAAGAAUCCGCAGAAACCCGCCAAGCCGAACUCUACCGCCUGGCAGCACACAUCUACCUGCUGCGCGUCGCGCGCGCCGCGCCGCCCACGGACCCGACCGUGCUCGCGCUCGUGGACAAGGCGCUCGACCUGCUGCGCCGCUCCUCGCCCGGCUGUUCGCGGCCCUGGCCGCUGUUCGUCGUGGCGCUGGAGGCGCGGACGGACGCGCAGCGCCGCGUGGUCAGCGACGCGCUGCGCGACGGCCUGGCCCGCCGCCCGCUGGGCAAUCUGCAGAUCGUCCGGAGGAUGGUGCAUGCCGCGUGGGUGCAGAUCGAUCUGCAUGCCGAGAGCGGGACGGGGGAGGACGUGAUGGGCGUGUACAACACGGUCGUGAGUGGGUUGAGGGUGCCGCCUUCUUUUACUUGAGCAGCUCAAGGAACGGAAGGGUGGGUGGUUGGUUGGGGGGUGAAGGGAGAGACUCGGCUGGGAGUUGAUG
This is a messenger RNA of Thermothielavioides terrestris NRRL 8126, 1438 nucleotides long. RefSeq lists its product as uncharacterized. Gene Ontology annotation, biological process: positive regulation of transcription by RNA polymerase II. The coding region runs from base 226 to 1368 and encodes 380 amino acids. Gene Ontology annotation, cellular component: nucleus. NCBI's taxonomy places the organism in Eukaryota, Fungi, Ascomycota, Sordariomycetes, Sordariales, Chaetomiaceae. The record is from RefSeq and is a predicted model, not a curated record. The transcript is spliced from 5 exons. Gene Ontology annotation, molecular function: transcription cis-regulatory region binding; DNA-binding transcription factor activity.